CUGGUGCUCAUCGAUUUUGACUUGACCAUUACCACUAAGGAUACGACUAGUAUUCUCGGAGAAGCCGCUCUCCGAAUGACCGGCAAUCCAACAUCUUGGUCUUUUUUCACAGAUGCUUAUAUGGACGAUUAUCGUAAACAUCGAGGAUCGCUUCCACCUUCAAACGAUACUUCUAUAGAGGCGGUGGCUCGUCGUCUCGAUUCUUAUCGUCAUGUCGAGGCCGCCUCCGUUACUCGCAUUAGUGAACAUCAAGUAUUCCGUGGUUUGACAAAAGAACAGUUACGAUCCGCGGGUAUAGCCCACCAACAUUUGCUGCGUCCAGGUGUACUGGAAGCUUUGCAAUUAAUCCCCCAUCUAAAGAUUGUAUCCCUGAAUUGGUCCAAAGACUGGAUUCUCGGUAUGCUUGACCCGUUGCCACUCCAACGAGACCAAAUUCACUGCAAUGACCUUGAAUUCCAACACGAACUAGCAACGGGACUUGUUGUACAACGCGUACUGACAACCAUGGAUAAGAAGAAGGAAGUACAGGCGAUCAAGGACGCAUUAUCAUCUUCCCCAAAAAAGGUUAUUUACAUUGGUGAUUCCCUUGGCGAUCUGUUGCCCUUGGUUGAAGCUGAUAUCGGCAUCGUCAUCGGGAACAACGAAACCCUUUUAUCCACCCUC
Radiomyces spectabilis is the source of this 663-nucleotide messenger RNA. Its product is annotated as HAD-like domain-containing protein. The transcript has 2 exons. The annotation marks the transcript as partial. NCBI's taxonomy places the organism in Eukaryota, Fungi, Mucoromycota, Mucoromycetes, Mucorales, Radiomycetaceae. The record is from RefSeq and is a predicted model, not a curated record.